Messenger RNA from Bathycoccus prasinos, 681 nucleotides. RefSeq lists its product with no specific name. The transcript has a single exon. Gene Ontology annotation, molecular function: lyase activity. NCBI's taxonomy places the organism in Eukaryota, Viridiplantae, Chlorophyta, Mamiellophyceae, Mamiellales, Bathycoccaceae. Bases 1 to 681 code for a protein of 226 amino acids. The record is from RefSeq and is a predicted model, not a curated record.
AUGACGAUGACGAUGAUGACUCUGAAUUCUUCGAAGAACAAUUUCAGUAGUAGUUUUACUCGCUCUUUGUCUUCUUUAAAGUCUUCUUCUUCUUCUUCGAAAAAACCACAACAACGAGAACGGGGACGACUGCGGAUUGUUGUAAACAGCGGCGACUUUAACGAGGAAAAAGUCGGCAUCGUUCUCGUCGACCACGGGAGUCGCGCCAAGUCGAGCAACGAACAGUUGGAACGAUUCGCGGAGAUGUUUGAGAUGAUGUACGGGAGUACCAUAGGUGGUGAUUAUAAUAGCGAUGAUAAUAAUAGUUAUAGUAAAGAAAGAAAAUACGAAGUUGCACCGGCGCACAUGGAGCUCGCGUCGCCGUCCAUCGCGGACGCUUUUCGCGAGUUGAUCGAGACGAAAAAUUGUAGAAAAAUAGUCGUCGCACCAUUUUUUCUGAGCCCGGGAAGGCACGUGAAAGAGGAUAUUCCGCGGUUAGUGGAAGAAGCCGCGGAAGAAUACAGAGGGAAAUACGAAUUAGAGUACAUGGUAGCGGCUCCGAUCGCUUUACAUCCGUUGAUGACGACGAUCAUUCACGAACGCGUGGAAAAAUGUUUAGAAGUGAACGAGAAAGGCGCCGGAGAGUGCGACGUUUGCGGAAGAAAAGAUGCCGGGAUCUCGUGCAAGAUGAAGAGAGUAUAG